AUGCGGGUUAACGGCACUGCAACUUCCAAGAGCAUCGUAGUGUACGUCUACAGCAACUAUACAGUCGCUGCGGACAAACCCCGUGUUGACAUCCUUACAAGCAUUAUCAGAUCCAAGAUCCCCGGGAGCCUCACCAUGCCCAUGGCUAAGCAGCCCUACUUCGGCGACUACACUGUCGGCUACGUUAUCCCUUCAAAUAAGGGGUCCUACUUUACGCUGGAGCAAUUAGGAGUUAAGCCUCCUCGGGUAGCGGCUCUGACAGCUUUCGUCCGGCGUGGCGGCGCACUGGUCCUGCUCGAUGGCUACGAUUACACCAACAAAACGAACUCACUGCUGCCGGUCAUAGCCGCGGUGCUGGGUACAGAUCCACUCUGCAGAGCAAUCGGCGUCACCAGCGACCUAAAGCAGCAACGGCGGAUCAGCACCGGCUAUUUCAUGAACCUGGAUGAGAGCAUCAAGGUCAGUCGCGGCCUGGGUCUGUCCAAUCUGAACUGCGAAACUGGCAAGUCCAUAUAUUCUGCCAUCGUGAACAAGACGCCUGUAGCCGGAGCUAUCUUUUGGCCCUUAGGCCGAGGGGCGGUCUAUUGGAUCGGAUCUUCGUUUCAACGGCCGAACCUCCGGGGCUUUCAGCAAGUGUUAGUUGCUGCGCUGUCAACAGCAGUUGACGCCUGGAAGCAAGGGCCUCCUCUAAGCCUGGCCCCGAGACCACCACAACCGCCUCCACCCUUCUCUUCCAUCGCCGUCCGCUCCUUCAACAUCGUCUGUACCGCUGCCGCCUUUCGAAACCACUUCUCCCCAGCCGCCGUCACCACCUCCAUCCGUGCCACCCCCAUCUGCAACCAUGCCAUCAGCACCGCGGAAGCCAUCUCCCCCACGGCCCCCUCGACCACCACCCCGUCCUCCAAGUCCUCCUCGGCCAUCACCCAGGCUGCAGUUGCCGUCCCCGGCGCCCCCUCCAUCAUCACCGGCCCCCCCACAACAACCACCGCCACUCCAACUAUCACCGAUGUCCCCUCAGCAAGCAACUCAGCGGAGAGCUCCACCGACACCACCGCCGCCACUACCACCACCGCAACUACCGACAUAGGCUCCACAUCCACCGCCAUCAACGCCACCGCCAUUCCAACUAGCGUUCAGAGCCUACAGCCCACCGCCUAG
Molecule: messenger RNA, 1158 nt
Organism: Volvox carteri f. nagariensis
Lineage: Eukaryota; Viridiplantae; Chlorophyta; Chlorophyceae; Chlamydomonadales; Volvocaceae
Exons: 7
Coding region: 1-1158 (385 amino acids)
Source: RefSeq, a predicted model, not a curated record